UCAAUACUAGAAUCCCCCUUGGUGGCUGCACAUGGCCGAUGAGGAGCGGAAAAAACGUCAUUUUUCCUAUGUUUUUGUUUACCUGCGUGUGCACGGUGGAAUUUGAUAUAAAUUCGGUAUUUUACUUUAAACUGUCGAGUUAACAACUCAUUUAAAGGCUACAAACUGAAAUCCGGAACAAUGCGCAAUUUCUACAAACCCGGGGUGGACGAUGUCGACUCGGACAGUUCCAUUGAUAUUGCUGACGAGGCUGAAAUGAUGUUCGAGGUAGUCGGCGAGGAGGAUGUGGACGAUGAUGAUAUUUCAGAUGACCCAGAGAAGGAUGAUAGCAGCGAUGAUGACUUUAACCCUUCGGACCCGGACUCCGAUGACUCAGAUGUGCAGGAACAACAAAAAGCCAACGGAGAUGAUGCUGAAGCAGGUUCGAGUGAAGCAGGACCGAGUUCUGCAAACCUUAACGAAGAAGAAGAGGAUGAUGACACAGUUAAAGCUAUAAUAGCUGCCAUCAAGAAACCACGAUUUCAGCCCCCUGAAAUCAAACUCGACGAUUUCGUAACUGACAUAAGCUUUCACACGGACGAGGAUAUUCUUGCAAUAGCAACUAUAACUGGCGACGUUCUUCUGUAUAAAUACUCCAACGAAGAAAACACAUUAUUGAAGUCAUUUGAAGUUCAUACCAAGGCCUGCCGGGACAUUGAGUUCAGCGAGGACGGAAAAAUUCUGCUGUCGUGUUCAAAGGAUAAGUCGGUCAUGCUCACCGACGUGGAAACUGGAAAAUUGAAGAAAUUUUACGACAACGCUCAUAAUUCAGCGAUAUACACAUUGUAUGUUGUAGAUGAAAAUUUGUUUGCAACAGGCGACGAUUCUGGGACAGUCAAACUCUGGGAUUCAAGAACUGAAACUCCUGUAUUCGCUCUCAAAGAAGUAGAAGAUUAUAUUUCGGCCAUACUAACGAAUGAUGCCAAAAAAUUGCUCCUUUUCACAAGUGGCGAUGGUUAUUUGACAACAAUAAAUAUGGGAUCGAGAAAACUUUACGUUCAAUCUGAACCCUACGAAGAGGAGCUGACCUGCAUGAAUCUGUUCCGCAACGAUUCAAAAGUCAUCAUUGGCACAUCGAAAGGUCGUUUCUACUCGUUCAAUUGGGGUGAAUUCGGCUACCACAGUGAUAUGUUCCCGGGGAUGAAAGCACCUAUUGGCGUAAUGGUCCCACUCACCGACAGGAUCGGUUGUGUUUCGGGUGAAGAUGGAGUCCUUCGUGCCGCUCACAUCGCACCUUUUCGAAAUUUGGGUAUUGUCGGGCAGCAUUCACUUUCCGUUGAGUCACUGGACAUCAACCACUCAGGAGAAUAUAUUGCAUCCAGUUCACACAAUAAUGAUGUGAGAUUUUGGAAUGUUAAAUACUUUGAGGAUUUCGGCGACAUUAAGUACAACGACAAACACAAUACAUAUAGAGAAAGAAGGCACAAUUUGCCAUCGUCGAAGGUUUCAAAUGCAUCUGAUUUUUUCGCUGAUCUAGCGGGCGACGAUUAGAUCUGUAUUGAAGUUGUAGAAUUUAGUGGAUUUGAAUAAAUAGUUGUAAGUUAUACACAUGCUAAAUCGGA
Molecule: messenger RNA, 1601 nt
Organism: Hermetia illucens (black soldier fly)
Lineage: Eukaryota; Metazoa; Arthropoda; Insecta; Diptera; Stratiomyidae
Product: WD repeat-containing protein 55 homolog
Exons: 5
Coding region: 181-1530 (449 amino acids)
Molecular function (GO): protein binding
Source: RefSeq, a predicted model, not a curated record